CCUGGGGCGAUUCCUGCGGGAGCCCCGUCGGCGCGGCGGCUCCUCCUCCUCCUCUUUCUCUGCCCCAUCCGUCCCGCCCGCCCCGUCCUGCUCCGCUUGCUUCUCUCUGGCCCAGAGGAGGAGGAGGAGGAGGAGGAGGAGGAGGAGGAAGCCGCGGCGGCUCCUUGAACACGCCCGAGUUCAGCUCGGGGUCAGGCGGAGUUCGCGGCCCGGCCUUUACCUUUUCCGCCGCCGCCGCCGCGCUCCCGGCACAUGGGGCUCAAGCGCAGCAGCAGCAGCAGCAGCAAGAGCGAGCAGCGGCGGCCAAGAGGUCUGAGGCGCCGGUGAGGGGCGGGCGCCGCCGCCGCCACGGCAGUAGCGCAGCCCGCUAAGCCAUGCGCGUCCACACGGACCUCGCCUGCCUGGCUGACUCGACGGGGCUCCCGGGAGAGCGCGGCGCAGCGAUGCUGGACGCCUCGUCGGAGUCGGCGGGCCACUCCCGGCAGCUGCUGCUGCAGCUCAACGCGCAGCGCACCAAGGGCUUCCUGUGCGACGUGAUCCUGGUGGUGCAGAACGCGCUCUUCCGCGCGCACAAGAACGUGCUGGCGGCCAGCAGCGCCUACCUCAAGGCCCUGGUGGUCCACGACAACCUCAUCAACCUGGACCAGGAGAUGGUCAGCCCGGGCGUCUUCCGCGCCGUCCUCGACUUCAUCUACACGGGCCGCCUGGGCGACUCUGACGGCGGCGGCGGCGGCGGCGGAGAGGGAGAGCCCAGCCUGGGCGCCGUGCUGGCCGCCGCGAGCUACCUGCAGAUCCCAGACUUGGUGGCCUUGUGCAAGAAGAAGCUCAAGCGCUCGGGCAAGUACUGCCAGCUCCGCGGCGGCUACUCGCCCUUCGGCAAGCUGGCGCGCGGCCUGCGCGCAGCCACGCCCGUCAUCCAGAGCUGCUACGCGCCCCCGGGGCUGCCGCCGCGCCCCUCCGAGCCGCUCAGCACCCACUGCGGGGAGCUGUACGCCGCAGCCUCCGCGCACCCUCAUGGGGCCGGUCUGUGCCCCCCCGAGCGCCUCUGCUCCCCACUCUGCGGCCUCGACCUCUCCAAAAAGAGCCCCAACGGGCCCUCGCCGCAGCUGCCCGCCCCGCCGCCGCCGCCGCCGGAGAGCCGCCUGCGCGCCACCAUGGAGGGUCGCGAGAACGCCAGGCCCGAGAGCCCCGCCUUGCUGCCCAACCACUCGGCCUUCGGGGAGGCGGCCCCUUCGCAGCUGCAGGCGCCCUUCCACCACCUCCUGCACCACCACCGCGGAGGCAGCCCCGGGUCGGAGCCGUCGGGGCGCGCCGGCGAGGUGGCGCCGCCGGAGUUCUUCUACCGCUGGAUGAAGCACGAGCCGCUGGUGGGCGGCUACGUGGAGGACGACGAGGACGACGACGACGAGGGCGGGGGCGAUUGCCGGGGAGGGCGGCGGGACAAGGAGGGCGAGCUGGACCACAAGCCCGAGUCGCCCUCCUCGCAGGAGCAGCCGCCGCGGCGCUACCCGAGCCUGGAGAGCGGCGGUGCAGGCGAGCCCGACGGGGAGGACCUGGAGAACGACAAGAGCACUAGCGAGGAGACGGGCUGCAGCAGCGGAGGGCCUUCCCCGGCCGGCGGCAGCCUGGAGCGCUACCUGGGCUACGAGCCGGAGAGCUUCGGCGGCGACAACCUGUACGUGUGCAUCCCCUGCGGGAAGGGCUUCCCGUCAUCGGAGCAGCUGAACGCGCACGUCGAGGCGCACAACGAGGAAGAGGAGCUGUACCGCAAGGAGGCCGCCGAGGCGGCCGCCGCCGCCGGGCAAGGUUCUCCUUUUCUGGACAAACCUCUUCCGCCGUCGUCGCUGCCGCAGCAGCAGGGGCCUCCGCCACCGCCGGUGCCGUCGGGGGCGUGCGACCUGCUGCGCCCUUACCGCUGCUCGUCGUGCGACAAGGCCUACAAGGACCCGGCCACGCUGCGGCAGCACGAGAAGACGCACUGGCUGACGCGGCCCUACCCCUGCUCCAUCUGCGGCAAGAAGUUCACGCAGCGCGGCACCAUGACCCGCCACAUGCGGAGCCACCUGGGCCUCAAGCCCUUCGCGUGCGAGGCGUGCGGGAUGCGCUUCACGCGCCAGUACCGCCUGACGGAGCACAUGCGCAUCCACUCCGGAGAGAAGCCCUACGAGUGCCAGGUGUGCGGCGGCAAGUUCGCCCAGCAGAGGAACCUGCUCAGCCACAUGAAGAUGCACGCGGCGGCGGCGGCGGCGGCUGCAGCGGCGGCGGCGGCGGGCCCCGACGGCAAGCUCAAGCUGGACUUCCCCGAGGGCGUGCUGGCCAUGGCGCGCCUGGCGCAGCAGCAGCAGCACGACAAGGAGCUGCUCAGCCACACCUCGCACUUCCUGGCCGCCGCCGCCGACCCCAAGGCCGCCAUGGAGGGCCUCUACCUCGGGCUCAGCCCCGACAAGGCGGCCGAGGUGCUCGCCCAGGGAGCCGCCGCCGCCGCUGCAGCUGCCGCCGCCGCCGCCGCCCACCUGCACAACGACCACCACGCCCGGACCAUAGAGCGCUUUUCACCCCCCUGACGACCCCCGCAGCACCCCCCUCCACGCUCUCCCGCUCUCCCUCCACGGACCGGGGCUUGUGGGGGAGGGAAGGGGGAUCCCCUAAGUUGUUUGGGGUGUGAGAGUGCCUUUGUGUUCUGCCCGGGAGAGGGGGUGACUCUUGCCCCCACUGCGAGGGAAAGGACAGCUUUCUCCCCAAAAGUGACCGGCGCAGCCCCCCCCAAGGGAACAGUUCAGCCCCCUCUUAUUUGUGACGAGGGAGGGGACGUCAUGGAGUCGUCGUCCUCUCCCCCCAACCUCUCGUGAAGCCAGAGCUCACCCCUCUCUCUGUUCUCUAUUUCUGUUCUCUGCCAAGCUGUGGAGCUGCCCCCAAAGCGGAAUUGUGAAUUUGUCCCUAGCUCAGAUACACGCCCCCCCCGUAGAGUUGGAAGGACCCAAAGAUUCAUCGAGUCCAGCCUCAUUGCUGGUUUUUCCUUUUUGUGGGGAGGGUGAGAAUAGUCUCCCCCUCCCAAUGGCCUCUGUCACCUGUCACCUGAUCUCGCCAUUGGGCAAAAGGAGUCCUGUUGGGGCCUGACAGCCUCUGCAAGUCUCAGUGCUCUACCAGAAAGGAGCCUCGCAGGGGUGGAAAACUAGCGCAGCAGGGAAAAGGGCUUUCUCCUAGUUUUCUAUGUGCAGGGAGAUUAUAAUCUGACACGCUUGUGGGUUUUUUUGGGUGGCCUAGAAAUGUUCCCCCCACCCUUAAAUUUGAAGUGGUGCAAUUCAGAAUGAUAUCCCAGCUUUUUUUUUUUGGGAAAUAUGGAAGAGCUCUCUCCUCAAGGAGAGAAGGGAAUCUUGCCUGCCCAAACUGCAAAAGAGCUGCAGUUGUCUGAUUUGUAGGGAUCUGCUCAGGAAAGGGGCCUUGGUGCAAUUCUCAGGAAUUGGGACAUGUGGGUUGUUUUUUUUACAAACCCUAACUCCAGCUCUUAAAAGCUUUAACAACAAAGCAACAAUCAGUGAUGCUUUCCCCCCACCCUUGAGUGCCCAGGGUUUUGAGUUGGAAGGAAAAGAAGCAGGCUAAUAAAGUCUAUCCAGAGAGCACCUUGAGGACUGCCCCCCCCCUUGCUAGGGAGGUCAGGCCUGUGUGUCAUGGGCCUGAUCCCACCAACUCCAUUCCUCCUUCCCUUUCAGGAGUCAAACCUUGAGGCUGCCCUCUGGCCCUGCCAGAAAUGGCCAGGAGGUUGUGCUCCUGACUGCCUCUCCCUCUGCCCCCAAGCUUUUCCUGUGGGGCAGACCCACAUUUCUACCUGCCUAUCUUGACGCACUGAAUUGUCAUCCUAUGCCUUCAAACCGCCACACCUGUUGAUUUUCUGCCUGUCACAAUGGGUGACAGGCAGGACAACAGGCAAGGAAGCCUUAAAUCUUGGCAUGGGACCCAACCCCUUCGGGUUCAAGGUUUACACAGAGCUCCACAAUGUGCCUUCCUGCAGAACUAGGGAGUGAGAAACUCCUGGCUCUGCAGAUGUCGCUGGACACCCAACUCCCCUCAUCCCUUUCCAGGCUGGCUGCUGUGCAGUGACUUUGGGAAGGUGGUGAAGCUCCCAGUGCAGCCUGGCUCACUGGCACCAGCUGAGCACGAGUCCAAGUGUCCAGAAGUUUUUCCCACAAAUCCUGUGUGGUGACUGUGGGGGCAGAGCAAGGGGCGCGAUGUCCUUAAGUUUCCUGCAUCCCUUUUGCCACAGAGGCAACAGGUGAGUGGAUGCCCUGGGCCUCACCUGAGCAAGCACUUAACUCUCCCCUCAACCUCUUUUGCAAUGUGAAUAGGAGAGGGGGCCCUCACUCCCCCUUCUCCCCCUACUAAAGACUCCACACGGCUGUGACCAAGGGGUGGCGAUGGGGUGUGUGUGUUCCUUCUUACAAUGGGGUCCCUCUCCCUUUGAAUCAGCUCCAUCCCAGUCUUCCAACCCCAAGUCCCAUCUUCCACUUUCUCACUUUGAGCCAAAGAUUAUUUUGGGGUAUUUGUGUGUGGUUUGGGGGGUGCCCUCCUUCUCCCUGCUUGUCCCUCCUCCCCAAGGACUGUUUGACAAAGACAAAACACCCCCCAGAUUGUCAGCUCUGUUGGGGGUGGGAUGGACAUCCCCACGGCAGCCUCUUCCAUCUUCGGGGUGAAAGAGGGCAACCCAAGCUUUGACCAGUGCACGUAUUGCCAGACUCUCUUUGCACUUAUGGGGAGAGGGUGGGGUGGGGGCUGUGGGGCAAGAUGUGCCCUUUGCCUUCAGGCCCUGCCAGAGCAGUUGCCCCCCCUUUCCCUCCAACUCUUUUUUAACCAAAGGUCAGGUUAAGAUGUGAAUCUUCCUUUUACCUCUUUUUGCACACACAACCUCCCCCCUGCCCCCCCCAAGCGUGGGGCUGGGCCUUCUUCGUCUGAGCCAGCUGCCCCCCAACCCACCCACCCUGCCAAGCCCUGGGAGGACACAGCAAGACACCCCCCAACACAAAGUAUUCAAAAGGGGGGGGCAGCCUGCUGUGCCCACCGUAGCAUUUUGUACAUGGGAUGUGCCUUUUCCCCUUUCGUUUUAUACCGGAAAUAAAAAAAAUAAACAUGGAGAAAAAAAACUCAA
Molecule: messenger RNA, 5140 nt
Organism: Podarcis muralis (Common wall lizard)
Lineage: Eukaryota; Metazoa; Chordata; Lepidosauria; Squamata; Lacertidae
Gene: HIC1
Product: HIC ZBTB transcriptional repressor 1
Biological process (GO): regulation of transcription by RNA polymerase II
Cellular component (GO): nucleus
Molecular function (GO): protein binding; DNA-binding transcription factor activity, RNA polymerase II-specific
Source: RefSeq, a predicted model, not a curated record